AUGACGACAUUCCUAAACAACAUAUUCCGCCAUCUCAACCAAGGCGAAGACCCCAUGGAACAGGCUUCUGUCGUGCGUGGGCAGACAGGACGCGUCUUAGGCCACAGCAAGACGCUCAGGAUCGAAGAACGCAAAUUUGACCACACCACUUCUGACGGCCAGUGCUACAAGUUCUUUUUGGUGGACACCCCCGGAUAUGGCGACCAUGUGAACGUCCGCAAAAGCUUCCAACCAGUAGUUGAUUUCAUCACCAGCGGGAGCAGGAAAUACCUGACCGAGGUUAUGGGGGGCAAUGACACUCCGUCGGAAGACGGCAGGACGGAUGUUUGCAUAUACUUUAUCGCAGCCCAUCGGUGUAAGCCCAUCGACAUCGAAUACAUGAAGCAGCUUUCCAAGGUUGUUGCUGUGAUUCCCGUGGUAGGGAAGUCCGACAGCAUGACGGUGGACGAGAUGAUUGGCUUCAAAAAGGCCAUCGUUGACUCGGCCGCCCAGGCUAACGGAGUCGAGUUCUUCAAUUUUUCGGAGCGGGCAUGGGGAAAGUGCCUGGGAGCCCUGAACAUCGCCGAUGAGCCCAUCUGGCUGGGCGAGAGGCGGCCACCGCCGUACGCGGUGAUCUCGAGCCAGGUGGACGACCCCAACGGAAACGCUCAUGCUCCCGAUCCAGUACGCAGAUAUCCGUGGGGUGACUGUCAUGUCAUGAGACCGGAGCACAGUGACAAUACUUACCUUCAGUGUCUCCUUCUGGAGGUGGGGUUCCAGGACAUGAAGGACGAGAUGAGGAAGCGGUAUGAAGCCUUCAAAACGGAAGAGGCGAAGCCUCUCGUGAUAGUGAUUGGAGAGAAAAUUCGGGAGUAUCGCCAUCCCAUUGCCUCCGGCAAGCCGUCGAUUCUCUUUGUGGUUCUGGCGGUGAUUUGCGCCAUAGUGGCGGUGAUUCUCGCACACACUCAGGUACACAAGGGAUACUGUGUGAACGGAAACGAGCCUUCCACGGGCCUGGCUGAUUGGAGCGAAGUCAUUCUCAAGAUUCAGCAGCUCGAAGGAUCGGACCGCAUCUUGACGGCGAUAGACCCCGGGGAGGAACCUCUGUACGUCCUCAUGGAGGUGCUGAUGGACGACCGCAAGAUUUGGACGGAAACCUCCGAGGAGGCCCAGGUUCCGGAUAAACCAGCGACUCGGUCUGCCGGCACACGAACGAGUGGCUCCACCACCAUACCCGAUGAUGGAUCUUCGCGAAACAAUCAAUCUCUAGGGAGCACGGAGGAGCCGACCAGCUCCCCCUCCACUGGCGAUCCCGAAAUCAAAUCCAAUUUGCCGGUGAACAGCAUCUACUGCAUCCUUGGAUAUUCGGCACUAUCGCUUCUCCUUGCAAUCUGUGGCCUGGUUGUUUUGGUAGUCGCGGCCUUCUUGAAAGCCUGUAGCCGUGUGGUUUCCACCGUGUGUAAAUGUUUGUCUCUCUUUCGCGAACGACGACGUGUGAACGCGUAUCCCGGACGCCCUCAUGGAGUUGCUAAUGGAGCGCUAGGAGAUUUGCGCGGAAGUCCCCGAGGAGGCGCAGGUCGGUUUGGCCCUUUUUGCUCAGAAUGUCACGGUUCGUGUACGUUUGUUGAACGUGGAGAGAGUGCGGGUGGUGAGACAAGAUACGAUGAUCACGUUCACCGGAUACUCUCAGCAAGCACGUUUACGAGUGUUUUCCGCGUCGUUCCCGCCUUCGUCGCUGCUACUUCGUCUACCCGCCUCUUACUCAUUGUCAGGAUACAUCGCAAGGCGCAAAAGCUACAGUCGAAGAAGGGGACGCCAAACAGGAAGCAGAUCGCCAUGAAUCAGCGGCAGGGCCUGCCGGCACAUAAACGAGUGGCCCCACCACAACCCCAAAUGGUGUUCCUCCGCAAACGGAGGAGCCCGUGGGGAACGCGAGGGAGCCGAACGAGUCCGGUUCCGCUGAAUCGGAUUGGUCGGGGACAAUUUACCACUAUCUGUGUGCAUUUUUGCAACUCUCGGCUGCCGUUGCCCUUUGUGGGUGUGUUCUGUGGGGAGUGGGAGGUCUGUAAAGAAAGGUUGAUUGCCACCUUGUGGUAG
Ectocarpus siliculosus is the source of this 2076-nucleotide messenger RNA. Lineage: Eukaryota; Phaeophyceae; Ectocarpales; Ectocarpaceae. The record is from the annotation of a GenBank genome assembly.